Molecule: messenger RNA, 3075 nt
Organism: Diprion similis
Lineage: Eukaryota; Metazoa; Arthropoda; Insecta; Hymenoptera; Diprionidae
Product: glutamic acid-rich protein-like
Exons: 7
Coding region: 466-2547 (693 amino acids)
Molecular function (GO): actin binding
Source: RefSeq, a predicted model, not a curated record
UUCGAGGAUUCGUUGCCAGCGCGUGGACCUCGAGUCGUCUCGCGACGGCGCUGUUGGACGUAACAUUAACGUCCGUCAGUGUUAAUUAGGAUACAAAAUACAUAGAUCGCGAAUUUGAAACUUGGUAGAAUAUUUUAUUCCUUCCAGUUAUUGUUGUCGUUGUUUAUUUUUGCUAGUGUAAACCGCGAAAUCAGCGACAGAAGUGUUGCAGCGAGAUACGCCCCUCGGCGUAAAAUAGGCCGCGGAUUAACGGCCGCAAAGAAGAAAAAGAAGAAGAAGAAGAAGAAGAGCUUGCGAGACUGUCGAAGACGAAGACGAGAGUGAAGACGUUCCUUCACGUCGUUCGCCUCAUCGCUCACCGAAUUAUUCCCGCUAAUCUACGAAGCGCGAGUCACGCGUUUCCACGGAAGACAUUGUUUUCUUUAAAAAUAUCCGAAACCGCGGUGCGACAUCAAUUUUGACAAUAUGCCAGGAGCAGGGGGGCAGCAGCAGCCGCAGCAGCAACCCCAGAGGACGACCUUUCGCCCACCCUGGGUCAAAGAGGGCCCCAACCCUUUACCGAUGCCCGCCGCACCCUGGACUCUAAAUUCCAGGAGGGAAUCCAGGCCCAAAACCGACGAGCCACCGGCCUUCACUCAAGUCACUCUCAAGAGCGUCCCGAAGCCGGUCGAAGCGCCGAUCAACUCGACACCCGCAGCAGACGAAGCGCCAACACGAAAACAGAGCAAGAUUACAAUCAUCCCGUCGCAGCCUAAUACUCGAGAAACCGCGAGUAAGCCGGAAACGGUGAGCAAACCGGAACCCGCGAAAACAAAACCCCGGGAAAAUGGAAGACACGAAGCUCACUCUAGACCCCAACUCGAGCGGCAAAUUCGUGUCGAAAAAUCAAGAUCUCGCGCCGAUGUCGUUCCGCUUUCUAAGAGCGAAAGCACAACAGGAGCACCCACACUAUCAAAAAGUUCAUCGAGGGCGGCUAUACCGCCUCCACCGCCUCCUAGGCCACCACCUCCACCGCCAGCUAGAACCAUUUUGAAGGAAUUGCCACCCCUCAGUGAUAAGCAGCAAAAAGUGAUAGAAGCUUUGAAAUCAAGGCCAAGAAAGCGACCGGAUUGGGCAUGUAUGAUGAAGGAAGUAGAGAGCGGAAGAAAAUUGAAGCAUGUCAAAUGCAACGACAGAAGUGCACCGAUACUCGAAAGAGUUAACAAAGUUGUCGAGGACCCUGCCGGCAAUGCCCAUUUUGUGUUCGAAUCAGAGAAAUCGAACAUGCACAACAAGCUGCUGCAACAGAUCCAAUCGGGGGUGAAGUUAAAAAGCGUAAAAACCAACGACAGGUCAAAACCGAUGCUGCAGGGUCUGAGAAAGUUCCGUAGGCAGAUGACGAUCGAGGAACAGAUACAAAAGGCCGAAGUCGCGCCCGUCGAUGAAGUCGUCCCCGAUGAGAUGGACGACAUAGACGCGGUCCGCGACGAUCUACAAAGUACGAAACAGAUGCUGGCUAUCGAACUGCGAAACAAAGAGGCGGUCGAGAGGGAUAACAAGAGAUUGCAGGCGAGGAUCUUGAAUCUGGAGGUCGAGCUUGAGCGCGAGAAGUCUCAGAAAACGGUUCAAGAGUACAAGAAACAGGACGAGAAGUUGGCCGAGUCCCUCAAGCGGGAGGUCGAACAAGCGAGAAAAGAGGCUGAACGUAUGGAGAAGAACUUUGCUGCGGUUGCGGAGGAGAAGGAUAAGGUGAAGAACGAGCUCGAGGAGAUGAAGAGGAUGUACGCGGCUUUGGAGAGACGCAUGAAGGCUGAGAUAAACUUUAGUCUGCCAGAGCCAUGGUCAGAUGUCGAUUCAGAAUUGGAAGUAGAUGAAAGCGCGGACACGUCCUCGUCAAAUUUUUCAGGCAUGGCAUUAGCUGGGUGUCCCAGUGCCAAGGAUGUCGCAAAGAUCGCCUCCCAGAAGAGCGUCGAUCAGCCGGAAUAUGAGAGCGAAGAAGAGGAGGAGGAAAGCAGCGAGGAGGAUGAAGACGUUGAUCCUAGUGUCGCAGCCGAAAAACGGGUUCAAAGAGAGCUCAAACUUUUGACUACAAAGAUAAAAACCUUCAAGGAUAAAGCAGCAAAUGCCAAAAAGGAGAGGCAUGCAUUGCGGGAGCAGAUAAAACAGCAGCAAAAGUUGUUGAAAGAAGAAAAGAAGAAAUUCAAGCGACUCCAAAAAGAGGUCGAUAAAAUGGCUAAGCUUAUGCACGAGGAGGAGGAAGAUGAAGAACCGGAGGAAGAGGAAGAGGAAGAAGAAGAGAGUGAAGAGUCUGACGAGGAAUCCGAAUCUGAAGAGUCGGAGGACGAGGAAGAGUCCGAAAGCGAGGAUGACAAUGCUCCGGUUGAAAAACGCAAAAACAGUUUACAGACACAAGUCAAAAGGCACGAAGGGCGUUUGGCUACGCUAAAGAAAGGAAAUUAUCUACUCAAGGCAACGGUUGAUCGUUUAAAGGAUGAUUUAGCGCGGCAACGUGAAGAAAGCAUUACUCUACAGGAAGAUUUAGACUCCGUGUUAGCCGAACUAGGCUGAUGUAUCAAUGGUAUAUCGAUAAAAUGUUAAUCCAUAUACUUUAGGGUGUUUCAUAAAAAAAUAACUUGCCAUUUUCUAUUCUGGUACCCUCAAAAAAGUUUGCUUAGGUUAAAAGUAAGAUUCUGUAAGAAACAGGAUCUUUUUCCUAACCUAAACAAAGUUUUUACAGGGUGCUAUAGGCCUCUUGCGUACCUUUCAAGUACGCUACUAGUGUACAUGAGACCUGUGUACGUAUACAGUCGUCAGCGCCGCCUAACGUGGUCGUCUGACAAAACUCGGACGUUGAUUCCAUAUAUGUACACAGCAAUACAAGCACGUUUCCUUCGCUUGAAAGGUACGCAAGAGGCCUAUAAAACCACGAAUUACUUUUUUCUGAAACAACCUAAAAUGCAUACAAUACAUACAUAAAUACACAAUAUAAAUAUACACUAUACACUGUACACGAAUUAUACUAAAAAUCAUAAUAAUAGUUAUAAGCGUACGAAUAACAGUAGUGAUUGAUAAUCGUACCAUGUGAUGAAUUACAUA